CACACAGAGGCUAAUAGUUUCAAACAGAAUACCACAAACAGCAGGCAUUCCUUUAGAAAUGGGAUUCUUAAUUCUGCAACAGUUAGCCCCCCUACAGUCAGCAGAAGAGGUCAUCCUUAUCAAGAGCAUCUCAAUUGUACUGCCAUAGUUUUCAAUACAAAUAGUCUCCUUUAUCUUAUGGCAGAGGGUUGGCUGUGCUAGGUCCAUCGGAGCCACUAUAGCUUUUAUCAUGCCAUUACACUUUGUACUGACCAUCCUCCAAACAGGCAUCAUCUUUUGUUUACACCUUAUCUCUGCAUCUCAGAGGGCAUCUGAAACAAGCCCCACACCUAUAUAAAAACACCCUAAUCAAACACCCUGUAUUUUUCCUCACUACUUUACAUUUGGCCUUGAGAGCAUUUUACUUUUAAUUUAACUAGUUUUUAGGGGUAUUUUUCUUUUUCUUUAGGGCUCUGAAACACACAGAGGCUAAUAGUUUCAAACAGAAUACCACAAACAGUAUGCAUUCCUUUAGAAAUGGGAUUCUUAAUUCUGCAUCAGCUAGACAGAGUGGGGUUACAGUUAGACCCCCUACAGUCAGCAGAAGAGGUCGUCCUUAUCAAGAGCAUCUCAUUUGUACGGCCAUAGUUUUCAAUACAAACAGUCUCCUUUAUCUUAUGGCAGAGGUCCGGCGGGGCCAGGUCCAUCGGAGCCACCAUUACACUUUCACCUUUUAUCAUGCCAUUACACUUUGUACUGGCCAUCCUCCAAACAUGGCAUCACUGUUUUGUUUACACCUUUUAUCUCUACAUCUCAGAGGUCACCUGAAACAAGCCCCACCUAUAUAAAAGGCCAUAAUCAGUCACCCUGUAUUUUCCCUCACUACAUUACAUCGGUCAUUGAGAGCAUAACACUUCGUUCAUCAGCACGGACAACAUCCCUAAGAGCGUUCUUUUUAACAUGGACAGCGUAUAUGGAACAUGGUACACAUGGACACCACAAGCGGGACUUACACAAGGAUCACAAAGCUAUAUAGGGCAAACAACACCUCUAAAAAACACAAGGAUCAAUAAGUUGUCCAGAAAAACCUACAGAAGCGGAGGAAAUAAGACCAAGCCUUACGUUAGGCCCGAGACAGAGUACACAGCGUGUCAAGAAGCGGGGCCAUCCGGAAUAACACAGAACAAAGUCGAUCACACAACCCCUUACCACUACGGACCCCUUGAAGAUCCCUUGACGUUUUUGGAAUAUUUACGUGAUAUUGAACUCCCAGAACAACAAGAAAAACCACAACCUUUGGGCAACAUCGGAGAAUCGGAAGAAUUCUUCAUCACCGGACCGCACACACCAGCGAGUGAGUGUCUGCCUAGUGAUUUCAACGAUGUUUUCGAGUACAGUCUAUCAGAUUUCAACAUAAAUGACAUACCCACCACACCAAAAUGUCUCAGAAACAACAGCGAUUCAGACAUAGGUUUUGAAGAAGGAGGCAUAACAGACUCACAAAUAUCGCAGGCAUAUGAUGCAUACUUAAAUGCAGCAAAACCCUCUACAUUUGAACAGAGCCAUAGUGCCUCAAAAAAUGAUAUAUUAUCUUUGAUCGAAGCUAAACUUAGUCAACAUCAACGAGAAAUAGAGGCUAAACUUAACCAGCAACAACAAGCAAUACAGCUGAACUUGCAAGAAAUACUAGCUAAAGUUAACCAAGAUCGAGAAGCAGCACAGGCCAACUUGCAAGAAAUAGCACGUGUUCUAACAAGUAGCCACCAGGCAAUAAACGAGACCUCGGGUUUAUUACGUCUCAUUAAUACCACCAUUCUAAAUAGGUGACUUUUAAAAUCCACAUCAUGGACCCACCCUGUAAAUUAUUCAAGCACAAUGACGGUACCUCCGCUAGGGCUAAAUGGUUCGACUUUGAGGUUUUUAAUCAGGCUGCUGCGCAAUUAGUAACCAAUUGUCAAGUUUUGCAUGCAACACUUAGUAGUCUCGAUGCAACCCGCAGUGGUGUGUCUAAUGAGCGUCCUCGUCCAACUCAUUCUGAACCUAUUGCUGAUGAUGUAACCGAAACACAGACGGAGUUUCCUGUAACCCCGAAUGUUACUGUUGUUACUCAGGAUACCGAUGAAUGUGUUAUUACUGAGCCUUCUUUCACCCAUGCUUAUCAGGGGGCUGAUGCUACUGUAUCUGUUGCUGCUGCUGCUGUUGCUGACGCAUCACCACACAACCCCUCAAACAAUGGAAAUUCCUCAAGUGUUAACCAUACACAAACACAUGCUGCUGUAGUUGAGCCCAUUGUUCAGUCUGGGUCUGGCAGUCACAGUCAGCUUAGCAUCAGAGAGAUACCUAAUUUCAAUGCACGAGAGUUGCGUGAGCGCCUUGAUUUUAGGGACAUAAGUCUUGAUGAUCCAGAACAAGUGCCAGAAAGAGUUAGAAGCUGCCUAGCUAAUGUGAUAGAUAGAGCAGUGGCUGGAUCUCAGCAGGGUUGUGUUCUAAAUGUGGUCCUCCGUGGACCUUCGCUGGCUUCUGAUGUUCAAGCUGUUUUAAAUCCUGAUGAUCAGUAUGACCCCGACCUGUUUCUCGACCAAAUAGCACAAGUUAUGCAAAGUAACGACGAAUCUAUCGGUGAUGAUGAAUUAGAGUUUAUUGUCACAGUUGCACAAAACAGUAGCGGUGGCGGGGCUCGCUUAAAACUGGCAAACAUUCCUUAUGAUGAGAUUCUCUCAAAGAAGGGUAAACAUCUGUAUACACCAAACAAUACGCACAACAAUUUGUGCUUCUCCCUUUGCAUAGCACAUUCAUUAAACCCAACAGCCCCAGAGCAUGAAAAAUAUGCUGCUGCUAAACAGUUACAUGCUCAAGUAGGUCUACGCGACACACAGACAGUAUCAUUCUCUGAUGUCUGCAAAUUUGAGAAACAUCUAAACAUUAAGAUAGUGAUCUAUUAUCACGCAGCAGGGCGUAAACGUCUGCAUACUUUUUUCACACAUGAUGAGCCAAAUCCAAACACUGUAAUGCUGUACCUACACAAUGAACACUAUCACCUGAUUGAAAAACCCACAGCUUUUCUAGGGGCAGGCUAUGUGUGUAAUUUUUGUUACAAUACAUAUGAAUCACCGCUCUAUCACAGCUGUAAACAUAGAUGCAAUGUAUGUUUCACACUCUGUCACCACCACAGAGGUCCCACCGUGAAAUGCAGUGACUGUAACCGCAUCUGCAAAUCACAACACUGUUACCAACAACACAAAUUACCAGAAAUAAAACACAACAUGGUCCCAUGUGACAAUAUGAAGCAUUGCAUGAGCUGUGGUGUCACAUAUAAAAAAUCAAAGAAAUCACCACACAGAUGUGUCCAGCCUAAAUGCGAGCACUGCUGCGAGCCUAAAUUAGCCGGGGACUCUGAGCAUCAGUGUUUUAUACAGCCUGUUGAACAACAGAACCCUUGCGAUAAAUAUAUUUUAUAUGAUUUUGAGACAAGGUAUCACAACGGUAAACAUGAGGCCAACUUUGUGUGUGCGUCUGAUCUGAAGGGCAACAAGUUCUCAUUUAAUACAUUAAAAUGUGUGGCUGCGUUUGUGCAGCAUUACAGACGCCCGAGGUUUCGUGGGUACACAUUCAUAGCCCAUAACGCGUCCGGCUUCGAUAAUUACAUAAUUUUGGAGUAUUUCGUCAAGCAAUGUAUAACACCUACCGUCACAAUGAGAGGGAGCCGUGUGAUUUUGAUGCAUGACACGGCCUAUGACCAGCGGUGGAUUGAUUCGUUCAGCUUUUUGCCCAUGGGUCUUGCCAAAAUACCCUCUGCUUUAGGUUUCAAGACCUGCAGAAGGGCCAUUUCCC
Molecule: messenger RNA, 3810 nt
Organism: Oreochromis niloticus (Nile tilapia)
Lineage: Eukaryota; Metazoa; Chordata; Actinopteri; Cichliformes; Cichlidae
Exons: 6
Coding region: 940-1806 (288 amino acids)
Source: RefSeq, a predicted model, not a curated record